Molecule: messenger RNA, 3484 nt
Organism: Chelmon rostratus (copperband butterflyfish)
Lineage: Eukaryota; Metazoa; Chordata; Actinopteri; Chaetodontiformes; Chaetodontidae
Gene: map2k2a
Product: mitogen-activated protein kinase kinase 2a
Exons: 11
Coding region: 615-1814 (399 amino acids)
Biological process (GO): protein phosphorylation
Molecular function (GO): ATP binding; protein kinase activity
Source: RefSeq, a predicted model, not a curated record
AGGUCUGAUGCUGCAGCUGCUGCUUCCUGUAUUGAAGCACCAGCAGCCAGAGCCAAAGCCCCUUUCGCUUCAGAGCCCCACACCCCGAAGUCAAACACGGAGGAAUUUGCUGCUCGGACGGGGCCGUCCUGCGGAGGGAAGACAGCCGAGUCGGUCUCCGGUGUAGCUGCCGGUAAAACCGUGGCGGCCAGUUGUCUUGUGAAAGCUGAGAAACGAGGGGCAGCACAUUCGGACUGAGAGACGCAGGGCACGAUUUUUCCAGGAGCUGGUGCUAGCUAGGAGCGGCUAGGCGGCUAGUAGCAGCAGGUAGAUAACCCAGAAGAAGAGGAAAAAUAGAAAUGUGUUUACUCCAAAAGCUGUAGAUGCACCGGAAAACGACCUGAGUUUUGAAGAGCACCUCGGCAUGAUACGAUUUACCGAAAUAGCUGACUGACAUGCUACCGAAAGUACACUAACUUUGCUAACGUUAGCUAGCCAAGUUACUAGCCAUCUAGAGCUGAUCCUGUUGCUUUUUCAGACUGACUUUCGAGCAAGUUAAAGGCUAGAUUAGCAGCUUCCCAGCUCAUUGCAGGUUAGUGCAUUAUUUGAGAGAGUCGUUUAGGGUAGUUAAUGAAAUGGCUCCCAAAAGAAGACCCGUUCCCCUGAACAUAACGCCCAUUGGGGAAGGACAGGCCACCUCCAACACCAUUGAUGCUGCAUCUGAAGCAAACCUUGAGGCCUUACAGAAGAAACUGGGUGAGCUGGACCUGGACGAACAGCAGAGGAAACGACUGGAAGCCUUUCUUACCCAGAAAGCUCAGGUUGGGGAGCUGAAGGAUGAGGAUUUUGACCCCAUAUGUGAGUUGGGUGCUGGAAACGGAGGAGUGGUCAACAAGGUCCGCCACAAACCCUCGAAUUUGGUCAUGGCUCGGAAGUUGAUCCAUCUGGAAAUCAAGCCUGCCAUCAGAAACCAGAUUAUCAGAGAGCUGCAGGUGCUGCAUGAAUGCAACUCCCCCUACAUUGUGGGUUUCUAUGGGGCCUUUUACAGUGAUGGGGAGAUCAGCAUCUGUAUGGAGCACAUGGAUGGUGGAUCCUUGGACCAGGUCCUGAAGGAAGCCAGAAGAAUCCCAGAAGAAAUCCUGGGAAAAGUUAGCAUAGCUGUAUUGAGGGGAUUAGCCUACCUGCGGGAGAAACACCAGAUCAUGCACAGAGAUGUCAAGCCCUCCAACAUCUUGGUCAACUCUCGCGGGGAGAUCAAGCUGUGCGACUUUGGUGUGAGCGGCCAGCUCAUAGAUUCCAUGGCCAACUCCUUCGUUGGAACGCGCUCCUACAUGUCGCCGGAGAGACUGCAGGGCACUCACUACUCUGUUCAGUCUGACGUGUGGAGCAUGGGUCUGUCCCUGGUGGAGCUGGCGAUUGGCCGCUACCCCAUCCCCCCACCAGAUGCCAAAGAGCUGGAAGGCAUCUUCGGACGGGCCGUUAUGGACGGGGCCGAGGGAGAGCCUCACACCAACAUGCAAAGGCCCAGACCACCAGGCAGGCCCGUCAGCGGACAUGGGAUGGACAGUAGACCUGCCAUGGCCAUCUUUGAACUUUUGGACUACAUUGUGAAUGAGCCACCCCCUAAACUGCCACUUGGGGUCUUCACCAAUGACUUCCAAGACUUUGUGACAAAAUGUUUGAUCAAAAACCCAGCUGAGAGAGCAGACCUGAAAAUGCUGAUGAGUCAUACGUUCAUCAAACGAUCAGAAGUGGAGGAAGUGGACUUUGCUGGCUGGUUGUGCAAAACCAUGGGCCUUAACCAGCCCAGUACUCCCACCCGUGGCACUGAGUGAACAGGCCCCCACUGCCCUGUCACACCUGUGGGUCUUGCUUGCAUUCACACAAAUUUACUGCACACACACGUACACAAGCCAUCACACACAUUGGCACUUUUUUCAUCUUGCUCUUGGGUAAAAACGUUUUGGCCUCCCCCUUCAUUUAUUUCUUCACCAGCAGCAGGGCCCGUUGAGUCAUUGUACUGUCAGGCCACAACAGCUUCACCAAGCCAGUGUCAAGAGUAGCCACAGCUCACUUUUCCACAAUUCUAGAGAGGAUGUAAAGCACUGAAGGGCUGCCAGUGUGUCAGCUGAAUUUGCGUUUAUUGACAAACUUCUUUUGUAUUGUUGAAUAUUCUGCUCUCAUCUUUUCUAUGGCAACAGUAAACGGCUUGUGGGGCUGUAUUUUAAUAAUUUACCUGCUGUUUAGAUUUCCAAAGUGAGAGAAAUACAAACUUAUCAUGCACGUACAGAUUCGAAAUUGCUUUUAUUGAAGGUGAAUGCAGGUAGUUUGAUUUAAAAUCCCCUCGUCAGACUUAUCCAUGGUCAAAUGUUAACUGCAACAACCUUGCAGUUACCUCCAACAUAAUAAUCAAAUUUGUGAGUAGAGAGCGCAGGACAAAUGGAUGGAGUCAUUUUCACUUUUUGGUAAAUGAGCGAUCACUCUAAAGGUCACUUUGUGAACAGUGUCACAAACCAAAGAGGGUACUCAUGACUACUAACGUUUUUCAAUGCCUGAUCAGUUUUUUGUUUUGUAUGCACAUUCAUGCAACAGUAUAUCAGUGUACUUUGAAUGUUUUGAUUUCUUUCAUUCAGUGAUCUACGCUCCGAUUGUAUUGACGUUGUUUACUCAUCAUACAUCAAUUCACAUCCCACACUGUCUCUCUCACAUGGGAGGAGGCAUAUGCUGUGGAGGCCUGAUAUAUGCCAGAAUGUCUUUAUGGACAUUGAGAAAACAAUGAUCAAAAUGUAUUCAUGGGAUGAUAUAGCAUGGUUUAUUAUCUUUCUAAUACUGUAUGUGUAUUUUAUUUCCCAAGAUCAUGAUGGGGUUGAUUAGCUGGUGUUUUUAUCAGAAGCCUGAAUCUCUGCAAUGUCUAUGAAAUUUCAAUCAUGAUGACUAAUUUGACUUUUAUUUUUCUCUUUGUUGUUGGUCUGUAAUUUCCCCUGAAGUGUAUUUGGUUAUGUUUUCACUUUACUGUUAUGUGUGGCACUCCAAGCUUUCUCUUGGAACACAACCAGCCUAGAGGUGUGCUUUUGGAUAAUACUUGGGUUGAAAUACAAUUGAAAAAAUUUUCCCUUUGAUUUUACCAAAUUAUUUGUGGUAAAAAAGCAGAGUAGUACAAAGGGUUUGACUGAACGUUUUAACCCAGGUCAGUGUUGGUCACAUGGAGGUGGUGUUAAUUGCUAGCCUGCCGUCUUGCUAGAGCUCUUGUGUUCUCUCUGCUUAUGGCUGCCCUUUCUUGCCCCAAGAAUGUGCAUUCGUUCAGAGCAAAAUGAAUGCGUUGUCACUUGUAUGUGUACAAAGCUAUAUACAAAAAUUACAGGAGUACUAUUUUGCAGUCUUAAUAUACAAAUUUUUGAUUUAUGUAAAAGACAAGGGAGAAGAGUCAUUUUAUUAUAAUAUAAAAAUGUGUUGGAUAUGGUUAUAAUGUAUAAAAAGAUUAAAAUAAAACUUAUUUGUGAAUGUA